GCAAGCCUUGGACUGGCAGUUAUCAAAUGCGACAUGGAGAUGUGGGCGUUUGUGUUAAAAUCAUUACACAUGUCCAAAUAUUUCUACACAUGUCCAAAUAUUUCUACACAUAGGUAGUCUGACGGACUGUGCUGAGGAUCUAGCGAUGCUGCCACCCGUCUGAGAACCCUGUACGAGCUGCAUUAGCUAGUUAGCAUCCACACCAAAGCCACGUAGCUAGCUAGCUGGUUUGUGUAACAUCACAGCUUUUCUGUCCUGUUGUCAUGGACGAGGACUUUCUGCUCGCCACUCAGCUACAGGAGCAAUUUAACUAUGAAUAUGAGACCUCGUUAUUUUCAUCAGAUGGCUUUGAGGACAAUGACUUCGGGCAGAGCAGUAAGAAACGGAAAGUGGAGGUGACUGGAGGUGGCAGUGAUGUUGUUCCCUGCUGGAAGCCGACUCCUCAGCCCGAGAGGCCGCUGUCCAUCGUGGACGAGUCCUGGGAGAUGCUUGACCCCAGCCCCGAUGUCAGGGCCAUGUUCCUGGAGUUCAACGAUAUGUUCUUCUGGGGGAAACUUAGCGGAGUGGAGGUUAGGUGGAGCCCCAGAAUGACACUGUGUGCUGGUGUGUGUUCCUAUGAGGGCCGAGGUGGACUGUGUUCAAUCCGACUCAGUGAGCCUCUGCUGAAGCUCAGACCCCGAAAAGAUCUGGUGGAGACCCUCCUCCAUGAAAUGAUUCAUGCACUCCUGUUUGUGACCCAGAACAACCGAGAUAGAGAUGGCCACGGACCAGAGUUCUGCAAGCAUAUGCACCGGAUCAACAAGGCCAGUGGGACGAAAAUUACUGUCUAUCACAGCUUCCACGAUGAAGUUGAUGUGUACCGGCAGCACUGGUGGCGUUGCAAUGGACCCUGCCAGAGCCGCAAGCCCUACUUUGGCUUCGUGAAGAGGGCUAUGAACCGGGCUCCAUCCUCUCUGGACCCUUGGUGGGGGGAUCACCAGAGGACUUGUGGUGGGACUUAUACCAAGGUCAAGGAGCCUGAAGGUUAUGGCAAAAAAGGCAAAAAGGAUGGCAAGACUUCGGAGAAGAAGGCCUUAGGAAAUGGGAAGCCUUCAAGUACAACUCCAGGAUCUUCUGGAUCUCAGGAUAUAAGGAAUGUCAUCCCAUUUAGUGGAAAAGGCUUCCUCCUUGGAGGGAACUCUCAGAACGCCACGUCUUCCUCCCCAUCUAACGAAGCACUCGUGCCUGUUGUGAGAGCACCUGUGUCCAGCCCUCUCUCCUCUCCUAAGAAUUUCUUCACCCCUCCAUCUCCUGCUAAAAGUCUCACCUCCCCUAUUCGCUCUGGCCUGGAUGACUCAACCAAUGGGAUCCCCAGCUGCUUUCCCUCAGUCAGAGCAGCUACUUCCACAGGGAAAAAGCCACCCAUAAAGGUGUCUGUCGGUAACACAAGGGUUUUUGUCAACAUUAACGGCUCACCGGUAAGAAUCCCUAAAUCCCACAGCAGUAGCAGCCAAGGAGCAGAUAAAAUCAAACAGAAGUCCAUUGACGACCUCUUCAACAGCACAAGCCUCAGGAAGCCAGUGACUCAGUCCUCCAUCUCCAACACAGAGAGUAAAAGAGACUCACUGAUGUCACCAAAGAGUACCGCAAUUACCAAUUUAACUUCUUCACCUCCUAGAUCUAAGCCUAGUCUCAAUAUUUCCAACCAUUUUAAGUCCCAAUCUGUAGCUUCCACAGGAUCCCAAAGCAGUGCUGCUAAACCCACACAGUCCAAAUAUUUCACUGAUUGUCACAGUAGCAGUACAUCAGGAGCAGCUGGUGAGAGUCAGACAUCGAGGAAGAGGCCGUGGGACAACCGCAGCAGCUCAGCCAGCAUCUUUGACUUCUUCCAGAAGACAUUAGGCAGCGAUUCAGCAGCAUCGAGGGAGUCGAUAAAGACAAAGUCACCUGCAAUGCAGCAAAGAACUGCCACCAUUACAUCCUCCUCCUCUACAUCUCUUCAGUCCGCUGCAGGACUUCACAGUGUCGCCUCCUCUUCCUCAUCCUCCUCCUCCUCUUCCUCUUCCUCUUCUUCCUCUGCACUGAUGGUCAGCUGUCCUGUGUGCCAAGCUAAAGUGCAGGAGUCAAAGAUCAACGAGCAUCUUGAUUCCUGCCUCUCCUGAAUGAGAAUGAUGAGGGGAUGUUGCAAAUAAACCAACUUCCAAACAGGAGAAGUUUCAGGGAGUUUGCUGUGAUGCAUUUUUUGGUUCAUCCUCAUGUUGCACCAAAAGUUCUUAACUGUGAGAUUUUAAAUAGUUUGGAUUUUAGGCGGAGGCCUCCCUAGUUUUACCAACAGAUUGGUUAUUUUUCAUAAUUGUUAUUUUACUGUAAUAGUGAUAGUUCUUUUUUCUACAGUGCCUGCUCAACAGCUUGUGCCUUCGUAUAUCAGAACAGAAGGGUUUUAUAGAUAAUGUAGCUGAAACUGAAUUUUACUUGGGUUAAUAAGGUCAUUCCCACCAGAUGUUAACAACAAUGAUGGUUGCUUCUACAUACAAAUCUUGAAUAUUUACAUACUGAUUAAGCAUUUCACUGCAUGGCCUAUUACACCAGCCUGAGCUGCGUUAGUAAGUUGUAUUGACAGUACUGCACUUGAAACAGUAUUUAUUUCAGAAUUGAUCAGUGUGAUGUGAAAACAGAUCAGUCAUGGUUUAAAUGAAGAAGCGGCUAUGUUGUAUGUGGGUUGAGUCUUGGCUCCUGUAAUCUGAUGUAUCCUCCAUCUCAGAUCUGCAUCUGCUGCCCUUCAGACAGCAGAAGACACCGAAUGAUCUCUGCUGAUCUGCAGGGAAUCAGAUUUCACACUUGCUAGCAAUUUAUUUCUGCACGUCGUCACAUUUACUCUGCACCCAGCUGCAAGGUCAGCCAGUGCAGGGUAUUUGAUCAUACCUUAAUACAGUGAUGUUACCAAUGUAAUUCACAAGUCAUAUCACAGUAGUAGAAUAAAGGAGAGUUUGUAUGCAUUUUUAUGGUUAUUUUCUGCUGAAAUAUUUGAGCUGUCUGUAUGUCCCUUUAUGUAUAUGUUGUCAAGGAGAUUACAGAUUCUGUUCAAGUUUGCAUUGCUAAAUAAAACAUUAAUAUUAUUCUGAA
This is a messenger RNA of Amphiprion ocellaris (clown anemonefish), 3102 nucleotides long. It is a transcript of the gene sprtn, whose product is annotated as SprT-like N-terminal domain. The record is from RefSeq and is a predicted model, not a curated record. Gene Ontology annotation, molecular function: polyubiquitin modification-dependent protein binding; single-stranded DNA binding; metalloendopeptidase activity. Gene Ontology annotation, biological process: DNA repair. The transcript is spliced from 5 exons. Gene Ontology annotation, cellular component: nucleus. NCBI's taxonomy places the organism in Eukaryota, Metazoa, Chordata, Actinopteri, Pomacentridae. The coding region runs from base 264 to 2141 and encodes 625 amino acids.